CGUACCUUGCUAGCUUGACACAGGUCUCAGCAUAGCGUGACUGAUGGUACAAAUUGAUAAUGUCUGGAGAUUCAAAGCAUGUACAGAUAACUAUUACUUUAUGACAGCUCGUACGUGUUUCAGCAACAGUGUCAGUCACACGCCGCAGCCACCUGAGCCUGAACGAGCCCACCUCUGCUGCUGAGUUUACCUUGCUGUCCCCGCCAGGUUGUCAAUAUGGCCUCAUGGAUUAUUCAGAUGACUGUGGUGGUGCUAUCUGUCUUUGUGAAUAGCAGCCAGGGGAAAAAGGACAAGACACUGUACUGUUCUGCAUGCAGGGCUAUUGUGGACGAACUGAACUACUCAAUCAGUCAGGUGGACCCAAAGAAAACCAUCAACAUCGGCAGCUUCAGACUCAACCCUGAUGGGACCAUGAAAGACAAAAAGAUCCCUUUUGCACGGUCUGAGACUCAUCUCAGCGAGCUGUUGGACGGGGUUUGUGGCAGUAUGAGUGACUACGCACUCUAUGUUGACCCCACUAGCCAGCAGAAACAGUACAGGAGGUUUGCUCCCAGGAGCGAGGGGGCCCCUGGAGAUUUCCCUGACUUUAAAAACUUCCAGUUCGACGGUCCCGAGGCAUCCAACGCCUUGAAAUUUGCAUGUGAAACCAUAGUGGAGGAGUUGGAGGAUGAUAUCAUCUCUCUCUUCAGCCAGAAUACAGAGCAUAUGGUGGAGGAGUUAUGCAACACAGUCUCAGACUACUGUGAAGGCGCCGAUCUCCUGAAGGAGGAGUUAUAGUAUAAUUUUAUAUUUUCGAUACAAGACGUUGGGACCAGCAUUGUUACAAGCAUUUGGAAAAAAAGAGGCCUUACACAAAUGAUAUUUUGACAAAUUAAUGAAAUUAAUUCUUUUAAAAUAAAUAAUCUUAUUGAAACUGCA
This is a messenger RNA of Myripristis murdjan (pinecone soldierfish), 918 nucleotides long. It is a transcript of the gene cnpy1, whose product is annotated as canopy FGF signaling regulator 1. Bases 217 to 777 code for a protein of 186 amino acids. NCBI's taxonomy places the organism in Eukaryota, Metazoa, Chordata, Actinopteri, Holocentriformes, Holocentridae. The transcript has 6 exons. Gene Ontology annotation, cellular component: endoplasmic reticulum. The record is from RefSeq and is a predicted model, not a curated record.